AUGAGGGAAAUCAUUCAGGUCCAGGCAGGACAAUGUGGCAAUCAAAUCGGUGCGAAGUUCUGGGAGGUUAUUGCUGACGAACACGGCGUUGACGGACGCGGAAACUACAUCGGUGGAGAUAACGUUAUUCAACUGGAAAGGAUCAACGUUUUCUUUCGAGAAUCUCAGCAUGGUCGGUGGGUGCCAAGAGCUGUUUUGAUGGACCUUGAGCCAGGAACGAUGGAUUCCGUUCGAGCCGGACCUUAUGGGGCGCUGUUCCGUCCAGACAAUUUUGUGUUUGGUCAAUCCGGAGCGGGCAACAACUGGGCUAAGGGGCACUACACAGAGGGUGCAGAGUUGAUAGAGCCCGUGCUGGACGUUGUGCGCCGGGACGCUGAGGCCUGCGACUGUUUGCAGGGCUUUCAAAUAACCCACAGUUUGGGUGGAGGCACGGGUUCCGGUAUGGGCACUCUAUUGAUUGCUAAGUUGCGUGAAGAGUACCCGGACCGAAUGCUGGAAACCUUUUCAGUGUUCCCUUCGCCGAAGGUAUCCGACACUGUGGUGGAGCCAUACAACGCGACGCUGAGUGUGCAUCAGCUGGUGGAGAACGCGGAUUUUGUGCACGCCAUCGACAAUGAAGCGCUAUAUGACAUUUGCUUCCGAACCCUGAAGCUGACGACUCCGACGUACGGUGACUUGAAUCACUUGGUGUCUGCAGCGAUGUCUGGAGUUACGUGUUGCCUGAGGUUCCCGGGUCAGCUCAACUCCGACCUCCGGAAGCUGGCGGUUAACUUGAUUCCCUUCCCGAGACUGCACUUCUUCAUGAUCGGAUUCGCUCCGCUGACGUCCCGGGGCUCGCAGCCGUACCGCUCGCUAACUGUGUCCGAGUUGUCUCAGCAAUCCUUCGACGCGAAGAACAUGAUGUGCGCUUGCGACCCUCGCCACGGUCGUUACCUGACGGCUUCGGUGGUGUUCCGAGGCCGGCUUUCGACUAAGGACGUGGACCACGAGAUGUGCAAAAUCCAGAACCGCAUGGAUUCUUCCUUCGUGGACUGGAUCCCUUGCAAUAUCAAAACGGCCAUUUGCGACGUGCCUCCGAAGGGUCUGAAGAUGUCUUCGACUUUCCUAGGCAAUUCCACGGCGAUCCACGAGGUCUUUGGCAGAGUCGCGAACCAGUUCGUGGUCAUGUUCCGUCGCAAAGCGUUCUUGUUCUGGUAUGUUGGAGAAGGCAUGGACGAGUUGGAGUUCACGGAGGCGGAGAGUAACAUGAACGACCUCAUAGCGGAGUACCAGCAGUAUCAGGACGCGGCGCCAGAGCUAGAGGAGGACACUGAGUGA
Molecule: messenger RNA, 1317 nt
Organism: Gregarina niphandrodes
Lineage: Eukaryota; Apicomplexa; Conoidasida; Eugregarinorida; Gregarinidae
Product: tubulin beta chain
Exons: 1
Coding region: 1-1317 (438 amino acids)
Biological process (GO): microtubule cytoskeleton organization; mitotic cell cycle
Cellular component (GO): microtubule; cytoplasm
Molecular function (GO): structural constituent of cytoskeleton; GTP binding; GTPase activity
Source: RefSeq, a predicted model, not a curated record